AAUUGAGUUUUAACAAUUCAUUUUUGGAUAUAUACGGAAAUUUAAGUUAACAUUAUAGUAUUGUUAUUCUCUAAAAAUUCCUUAAUUCUAGUAAUAUUUAUGUUUCAAAUCUUAUGUCUAAUGAAUAGUAAUAAUGCCAGUUUAUAAAUAUCGUCCAACUGCAGUGCUCAGAUCUCUUCCUGCAAAGGGAAGGGUGGAAUUCCAAUAUUUCUGAUCCAAGUUGCUUCGUGAUAAUUUGCUUUAUCGUCAGUGCGUCUCAAGCAGUCCUUUCCUUGUUAAAAUUCAAAAUCAAUCGUGAACCCUAGUAGACAUACAAAUCAAUACAAGCAACGGCAAAAAGACAAAAGCCAAUACAUUGAUAUAUUCACAUCAAUAUACUAAAAUUACCUCAGAAAACAAAGGCUUCACUAACUAAACAACAAAAUACAAAGUAACUUACAACUUCAUAAGUAAUAAAAAGAUACUAAAAGUUUUAUUUACGUACUUAAACCAAUUACAAGCGAUUCACGAAGUCUAGACUUUGGCAGGUCUAGCCUAGUCUAAUUAAAGAAAGAUGUGUAUGGAGGGCAAAUAUUAUAGCAGGUGAGGAAAAGAGACAAAGCUCUACACCGUGUAGUGCUUUGUCUCGCUUUCGCAAUAGCUUUUAGUUAUAGGUACUUUAAUAGUCCUCCUAUUUAGUUCUUCCGAUUAUUUUUAAUGCGGGUUCCAAGACUGUUUUUCGUUUCCCUGGGACAUACCGCGCUUAAGUGCUAGAUGGUUUACUUUGGUUAUCAUUAUUGAUCCUGGUUGCAAUGAUGGGCAUGUGCGGCGGACUUGUUUUAUUUCAAUAAAAAAUACUACUACUAACUAGAAUAAUAUUGGACUGUUGUAUGAUAAUUUGUCGCCCAUUAUCAGUGUUAUUUGUUUUUAAACACAGUUACUGACUUCGUUUGUUUCGUUUUAGUUAAAGAAAGUUUGGCCAGAAAGCCUAUCACGAGCCUUAAAGAAAUAUACAUAAUAGGUGAGGAAGAGAGACAUCGCUCUGCGAUGGUAGUGCUUUAAUGUAAAUCCACUCAUAACUCCCAGCUAGAAUAAUGAUUUAUUUUAUUGAGGACAAAUGAUAGAAAGUCAGUUUUUCGGCCAUUAUCAUUUCUAAUUGUUUUUAAUCACAGCUACUGACUUCGUUUGUAUAAUAAGUGCCGACAAAACAGGACAACUUAUUACACAAACCUAAAACGGCCUGACAUGUAAUUGCGUAACAAGAGAAAUUCAAAAAUCUUAUUUAAGAAAUUAUCGCAUUGGGAAAAAUUAAGAGUGAGGGAAAUUACAUUUUAAUAAAUGGGUACAAUUAGUGUUACUUAUGACAAUCGCAGGUCCAGCAGUAACUUGUACUGCCUGUACCUAUACAUUUAGAGAAUAACCGAAAUAGAGAUAGACAGAUUGGCUUAAAGACAAUAAAAGACAAAGUAAGAGAGAAAAUACUGAAUACUUAUUUUUUUAUUGCAUUCAAUAUUAAAAGAAAACUAAUCCAAUAGUAAAAAAACAAGAGACGCACUACGCCAACUCCUAAUAAUUACGAACAGGGCAGAGAGAUGAAACUAAUACAAAAUUGAUUUGUUCUAAACAAUGUUUUAUAUUACAAAAUUAACCAAGUAUUUGUUUUAAAUAUAGUAUAAUAGUUUGAAAUACUUGUUCUCUAAACUGCAUUGGUAUAGGGCGGUCCAUUAGCACCACAAUAGUUUGGUCCAUUAGUGCAAUGCGGACAGGAAUAGACCUCUAAUAAAAGCAAAGGUGACCUAAAGCUUGCUGUGUUGUGGCUCUUAUACCACUGGAAAUUAGGGCUAUUUAUCAAUGACUAAAUAGCUUAGUGAAGAGAUUAUGCAUUCAUACAUUGUACAAUUGAUAAUUACAAGUUUUAGGGUUCUGUACGUUAAGCAGUAUAUUACUAUGAUGGUACCGUCUGGCACUCUGUCCAUCCGUCUGAACCAGGCUGUAUUUAAUGAACAGUGACAGCUAGAGAGUUUGAAUUAUCACAGAUGAUUUCUUUUUGUUGUCGCUAUAACAACUACACACUAAAAAUAAGCGGUUAAACAACCGUUGGUACGGUCAUUAAUUCGAUACGAUACAUUUUUCUUUGCAAAUUAGUUUUUAGCCAUGUCUGCUGAACACUGAGCUUUUCAACAAUAAAUUGCAAAAAGGAGAGUGUUAUCACACGUUACAUUUAUUUACUUAUAUGCCUAACCUUAUGCUCCCUUUCAGAUUAAUUUAGCAGAUAAAUAAGUCCUCACCUUGUCCCACUUCUCACUCGCAAAAGAAAAUGCCACUCUUUAAUUUAUAACCACAUAAAUAACAAUUGAAAGUUCAAAAACCAAUCUGUGUUGACAAUAUAUCAAAUUGAAACUUCUGCGAGUAACCUAAAAGUUAAUACGCAAAUAGAUUUACGGCCCAUUAACAUACAGUUUAAUUUAUACUCCACGGUACAGCUACAUCGUACAAUACGCCUCAUCAAUCAUUUCUAACUAAUCGCAUUCAAAUUCAAACUAUAAUGCUAUAGUUAUAAGGAUCAUUUGGGAAAUUGUUGGCGUUUACCUCUAAACAACAUGCAUUUCGCGCAAAUUUGAUAUUAGCUCGUUGUGACACAAAAUACUCAUUAUUCAUGCAGAUUUGUAACCAAGGUGUGUUUAAGCGAUACUGUUUAAAUUUUAUUGCUCGUUUACUAUUUUUAGUUUUUACUGCUUUACUAUGAAUACUCUGAAAUGUCACAAACAAUAUUGACAAACACGUAUUGAUACUUUCAAAAGCAAAAUAAAAACCGGAUAAAAACAAAACGUAAAUAAAUAAUUAAAAAUAAGCAAAAACCAUUUCAAGUUUGGAACACAACACGGCAAGGACACUAGCCGCUGCUGCACUGUUUCACACAUCUGAAGAAUUUUAUCUGUCCGUCCGUCUUUACAUAAUUAAUUACCUUUUUAUAAUAAAUUAUGGACUCUGCACAAUGUUCCAGCCAAGGUCUUACAAUUAAAUAUUCUUUCGACCUUCACAGUAAAAUGUAGUCUCAUUUCGGCAAUCCAAUUGACGCACUCGAUAUAAAAAUGGCCGGCAAAAUGUAUGAGGGAUUUGUGUGAAAAAAAUAUAUAAGUUAAACUCGGCCUGUGUAAAUAAAUACAAGCGUUUCGAUUGUAUUAGAGUUGAUUUAUCUCUCGCGGAUUUACAUUUAACAAUGUUACUUGUUACGUCACACUGAAAACCGAACGAGAUUUUCAUCCGAACGUUAUCAAAACACGGGAUCGUAAUGUGUGCUAUCAUAAAACCUCAUUCGUACUGUCGAUAUUGGUCUCGUAAAGUCUCCGUUUGAUAAUGAACCUGAUCUCUACCGGCUGUCAGGUUAAGAAUAGAAGUUGUUUACCGCGUUGGCGAUUGUAUACAUUUAGCGUUAUACUCAUCUCUCUGUAAAUUGGUCUUAAAUUUAUCAGGUGCUAAUAUGCUUAUGUAUCGGAAGCUCUGGAAUACCACGUGCUUAGAUGAUUUAAUCGGGAUUGUACGUUGAAAAAUUGUAUUUAGGAUUACAAAGUUAUGGCGUCGAAUACAAUUUUUAAUACAUAUUUAAUUUCUUUGUUUGGAAAAAAAAAUACAUUUGCACGGAAUUAAUUAAACUGAAAAGCUUUUUAUAUUAGCCUUUGCGUAAAUUAGUUAUAAGAAUGUGUCAUUUUAAGUAAUAUAAAAUUAUGAGCCGAAAUUUAUGUUAACCAUAAAAGUAGUCCUAGGUUUGAUGGCAAAAAGAGGAGAAAAUUGAAAAAGUAAAGAAGAAAAUUUCGUCACGUUUUAAAGCACAUUAUUACGUCUGUAAAGACAUCCUAAUACAUAAUUUAAUUUAGAAAUUGAAACUAAAUAUUCCAGUCAAAAUAUUUACUUACGCACUCGUUUGACAAUAAAACACAAGCGAAUCCAACAACUCCAACAAAUGACGUCAUACAUGAAGAAACUUCAGCAAUAAACACAAUACGACAAGACUUUGGCAUAGGACGGUAAUUGCAGUUAUAACACGAAAUUAUUACCAGAGCCGUUAGUAAUGUUAGUAUGCGUCUCCAUACAUUCCGCUGUUCGUUAUAAAGAGUUUAGAAUUCGACUGUACUGACUGUUACUGAUAUGCAUUUACGCGCAGUAUAUUCCGAGCUUCCGAAACAAAAGGUGUUCAGUGCGCAGUGUUACAAAAAACAAUACAAAAUAGUGUCUAUUAGUUAGAAGUUAGGGUGCAAAUUAAAAUGUCAGUGAAUAUUGAUAUGGAAAACUUUUCUGCGAAGAAGAAUCUGCGGCGACGUACAUUGAACACUAUUAAAUCGGCCGUGACGGCGCUGAAACAAAUCGCUAAUUCGGAACUCGAGGAGCUGGGUGAGCAGCUGCCCCGGUACCGACCGGACUCGAUAGCCGCCCUGCGCCGCGCCACGCGUUUCACCGAGCCAGAGCUGAAGCGACUGUACCGGGGAUUCAAGGCAGAAUGCCCCACCGGAGUGGUUAAAGAGGAGACCUUCAAGCUUAUAUACGCCCAGUUCUUCCCGCAAGGAGCAAACACGGCACAGUACGCGCAUUUUGUUUUCAACACGUUGGACCAAGACAGAAGUGGCUUGUUAAGUUUCGAGGAAUUCGUUACUGGAUUAUCAAUAUUAUCGAGAGGUACCUUAGAAGAAAAGCUACGUUGGACAUUUUCGCUGUACGACAUAAACGGAGACGGCUAUAUAACUAAAGAGGAAAUGACGGAGAUUGUAUCAGCGAUUUAUGACCUCAUGGGGAAGAUUGUGGAGCCCAACAUGGACGAUGACGUGGUGCGGGAGAAAGUUGAAAGACUGUUUCAGAAAAUGGAUUUGAACCGUGACGGCGUACUGACACUAGACGAGUUUCUGGACUGCUGCCUUCGUGAUGAGGACAUCUCGAGGUCGAUGGGGGUAUUUGACAGCAACUUCUGACGGCCCGCGGGCGGCGCGAGUGCAUCCACGUGCCGCGCCCCAUGACAUUACACCAACAGAUCUCCACCCACGUCAUUCUGUACAUAACGGUGUUACACCGCUAUUGUACCACAUAGGUUUGCCGAAACGGAAUUGUAGUUAGGAAAACGAAUAGUAGACAACAUUCUACUUAUACCUGUAACAUGGGUCAGUCCAUCCUAAUUGCCAGACCAAUUUAAAAAUGACGUGGGGCGAUACUCGGUAGGUGUCAAUGGAGAUUUGAUUACGAUACUAUUGUAAAGAAAUGCCUUAUUUAUAAGAAGCUUUAGCGAUGAAAGGUGGAUUUAAAGGAUAUAGACGGCAACAGUUGCUGCGUAAACGUGUGUCCGAUUUUGUAUGUAGAUUCAACUGCGAAGGUUCGAUGUGAGGCUUAUUUUGUACUUAAAAGAUUACUAGGACCUUUAAAAAUAUGAAUAAGUGUCCAGUUAAGAACUUGUUAUAAUUCCACAUAUAGUUUUAUAAAUAUUAGAACCCCUGCCUCUAAUGGGCAUUUUGUUAGACCCUCGCUAGUUUUGAAUAAGCUCUAAACUGGCUUUUUAAGAUAAUAAUUCCCAACACACACCUAUUCAUCUUCUACUUACUACUUCUACGUAAACGAAGUAAAAUCCAAAACUUGUCUGUCUUAAAAACAGAAAUUACUUAUACAGCACUACACUUAGGUACACCCAACCUUCACCCAACUAUUCAGAAUUUAUUAAAACCCGUAAUGUCCAAAUAAUGAGCUCUAACACAAACUACUUUAAUAAAUUCUAUUAGAAAAGUCUAACGAAUCUUAAACAUAGUGUUAAAUUAAGAUAAACUAGUUUUACCUGAAUAUUGCUGAUAAUAAAGAAUUCUAAAAUACCUUUGAAAACUGUUCAAUUAGGAGUAGAUAAUUUCGUCUUUAAGCGUGUGAAUGCCUGGAUCAAUCGUAAUAUGACAUUUACAGCAUAAAAUAAAAAUGUAUGAGCCAAAUUUCAUAAAAAGUAUCGUGCUUGAGAAGAAAUCAUUCCGUCACUACUUCUUCAUUUGCAUGUUAUAAAAGUUAGAGGUGUAACCAAACGUCGCACCCCAUAUUCAAACAUGUUCGUUAUCUUAUCUUGUUACUUUUCAAAUGACUUAGAUUUCUAACAUAACACAACCUACCUAAAUUCAGUAUUUCCAGUUUCCACAUUUCUUCACUUCUCAAAAUGAUCAACUGUUAUUUUUCUUCAUUUUGAAUCGUUCCGGCCAUUUUUUAUAGUAAUUAGAAUAUUUUCGUUAAGAUAUUGAAUAGUUACCCUAAUAACAUACCUACUUAUUAUAAACAUUUAUUUCUUAGCGUACCGUCGACGCUUAGCAGCUUAGAAUACCAAUUAAGGACUUUCAGAUUUCUUCAAGAUUAUUAAUUAGAGGGCCAUCUCGGCCUAAGCUAAGCUAUAGCUGUAAAUUAUAAAAUUAAAAUAUGAAUUCGUCACAACUCGGGUCAUAGGAACACACUGCCAUAAAAUAAUUUCCUAACUACAGAACCCUUCACAGCUUAAUUUUAACACAGCUUAAUUGUUUUUUUUAAACUGACAAUAAUUUUCUUCAAAUAUAUUGUUAAAAUUUCAGAAUUACAAAAAAAAUAUUUAUGUAGAUACUUACGUACUUAUCUACUUCAUAGAAUAGCCACAUUAUUUACCUAUCUCAAUGUUUACCAAUUCUUCAUAUUAUUCGAGAAAAUACCAUAUUUUCUAAAAGUUAUCAUACAUGUAAAUAUACCUUGUAAAUACCGAUAUUAAUAGAUUUUAAAUGUGUAUAUUUUCAUAGUGAAUGUUAAAUGGAACCAAAUAACUAGAUGGCAUUAAUAUUAAUAAUUGUAUUAUGUAAUAUUGAAAAAAUAAAAAAGUGACACGCAAAUAAUAACAGCACUAAUAAGUAUUUACGAAUAUCUCUAUGUAAUGUGAUUAAAACGUGAUGAAUAAAGAUAUUUUGCGUUUGAUAAUUAAAUAGAUACACGUUAGACGACCAUGGUAAUAUAUGUAUUGCUUAGAAGUUUUUAGCUAAUCAGCAUCACGUGGAAAUAUUUUCAUGUAAAUUUUAAACCUCAUUUUAUUGGUCGAGCUUACAUAGUUAAGGUUUAUGUGUGUCUUCCCAAACAAUACUGUUACGUUCUAACUCCUACGACCAUGAAUGUUAUCCGUUUUAAUAUAGUAUUACCAUUAUAGCGAAAUACAUAGAUAUAUUAUGCCUGUUAUCCUCGAAGAGUAAGGCAGACGUACUUUUGACAAUGGAAAUGAUUGUAUAGAAUAAAUACACAAUCUUAUGAUGAAACUAGAUGGUAUUAGGUACUUAUAAAAUGAGUUGGGUACCUAUAAUCCUUGAUUGUUGUGUUUUCCUAUUAUAAAAUUAAAUGAUUUUAAAUCUAAAUGAAUGUAUAACAGAAAUAAUAUAAUUAUCUUAGUGCCAAAAAUGACCCUUAUGAGGGUGCAACCUUUGGUAUGAAAGUUCGUCUCUAAAUUUUAAAAACCUAUCUAAAAAGGUUGCACCAGUUAAUUAUUCAGAGCGUUUAUGAUAGGCCUAAUAAGAUGGUAAUUAAUAUCGAUUUUGUCUUAAAGUCCAUGUACUACCUAGUCUAAAUCCUACAGGUACUUGAUGUUAGUUAUUUUAGUAUAGAAGCUGUUGUCCCAUAGGACUUAAAUAUUAAAUUGCAGUCGGUGUCAUAUCUGUCAAGCUUGCAUUCUUUUAUUUCCGUAACUUAUUUAUUAUUGGACUUUGUUGUAUACCAGAUAUUUUAUUAUAUUUUUCUUAACAAUUUGCUAGAGAUGAAGUACAUAUCAGUCAUUUGUAGUUUCAACAUGCCCAUCUGACACUGCACGUUUGAUUUCUCAUAUUAAUUUGACAUAGUUAUUAGUUAACGAUGCAUGUUACUGCAUAUCCAGCAUUCAUGUAAUAGGUUAUAGCGUGGACGUAAUGAAUAUGUUUAGGUACGAAUCUGUAAAUUAGAUAUUUGAAUAUUGAAUUGUUUAUUUACAAAUUGUAUGUGUAUUUUACAGAAAAAUAAAUAAAAAUAAUUAAA
Molecule: messenger RNA, 7998 nt
Organism: Trichoplusia ni (cabbage looper)
Lineage: Eukaryota; Metazoa; Arthropoda; Insecta; Lepidoptera; Noctuidae
Product: Kv channel-interacting protein 4-like
Exons: 5
Coding region: 4242-4940 (232 amino acids)
Molecular function (GO): calcium ion binding
Source: RefSeq, a predicted model, not a curated record